Molecule: messenger RNA, 1068 nt
Organism: Cladophialophora yegresii CBS 114405
Lineage: Eukaryota; Fungi; Ascomycota; Eurotiomycetes; Chaetothyriales; Herpotrichiellaceae
Exons: 1
Coding region: 1-1068 (355 amino acids)
Source: RefSeq, a predicted model, not a curated record
AUGGGCAAGACCGACCAAAAUGCCACCCAGCAGCUCGAAGCCAUCACAGGCAAAUUAGCCAGCCUGCUGGAUCAACUGGCAGAGCGGCGCGAGAAAUGUACCACCAGGGCUGAAAGGAAACACCUCGAUCGACUCCGGAGAGACGCCAGGAAGCAAGUGUCGGCAAUCAUCAAGCUUCAACAGUCAGUCGACAAUGCCAACGUCACCAUUGCAAAGUCCUCGCAAGCCUUAGAGACCGCUGAAGCAGGGGGCGGAACAUCGCGUCAGAGCCACGCCUCUGAUGUGAACAGCUUGCUCUUCCGAGCCGUCGCAGGGCCUUUUCACAAUCAACAUCGCCUUCGUCCCCUCCAGCAACGACGAAGUCCUGAGCUGAGUCAAAUUCUGAAGCCGUGGAAACAGACAAAAUCUGCAAGUACGGCAAAUACAUGCGACUCACAGUCCGGCCCAACCACCACGCUGGAACACUCGACGAGCACGAGUUCGAACGACAGCGGCAGUAUCGAUGCCCAGUCUGCACGACCAGAGACGGAAGUACGUGCAGAGGUCGAAGACCGGUCGGAAACCGAAGCACAUCCAGCAUCCGGUAUCAGUCAAGCGGGCAACACACCAGACCUAGUGCCAUCCCGCGAAGCAACAGCUUCAUACCCAAGUUCAGACUCGGACUCGUACCAGGAUCCACACUCGGGCUCCUCCCCAUCCUUGUCCUCCUCCACCUCCUCCUCCUCCUCGUCGCUAGACCUCCCCCCCGAAGUUCCGGAUCAAGACCUUCGCGCCGAAGACCGGCAGCCGCCUCCCCUCCCUCGCAAAUCUUCCCGCCGAGUAUCGCGCAUCCCAAGAGUCCCUUCGUCGCCCCAGAGGGCUCCUCCACCGCCGCCACUCCCGUUGGCGCCCCCACCACUCGUGCCAAGGACGCCGCAUGCCUCGGUGCGUGAGUCUUGGGCUUCGUCGUCGUCGUCGUCGUCCUCCAGAGCGAGCACAACCGAUAAACUUGCCGAGGACUUACUAUCCGGUCUGGAGAAGCGGUAUAGUCUCACCAUCACCAGGACUGUGUCGGUGUCGACGGCAUGA